Molecule: messenger RNA, 1029 nt
Organism: Morchella importuna
Lineage: Eukaryota; Fungi; Ascomycota; Pezizomycetes; Pezizales; Morchellaceae
Exons: 2
Coding region: 1-1029 (342 amino acids)
Source: RefSeq, a predicted model, not a curated record
AUGUCCCAAACCCCCGCCCCUACCACCUCCUGGCCCUCUCCUACCCCCUCACUCUCCGUUCGCUCGACCAAGGUAACCACCCCCGCCUGGCUCCUCGAAAUCCUCUCCCUCCCCGCCGACUCCCGCGUCCUCCACGUCAACACCGCCCUCACCGCGGUCUUCACCCCCCCGACCUCCAUCAUAACCAUCACCUCCUCUAUCCCCCUGCCCGCCAGUAUCUACGGCCCCGCUUCCAAGCUCGACCGCAUCACAUGCCGCCUUACCAACAUCAACACCGGCUCCAUCCGCAACUCCACCAUCGUCUCCGGCCACAUCACGCUCGUACUCCACGACACCACAAAAGCGGCCCUACUAGCAGCGUAUGACGUCUUCUUGGCCUCGUUCCCCAUGAUGCAUGUCAAGGCACCCAUGAAGGAGCUUCUCCGCGCCGCCUUCAAGUCCGCUGUCGACAAGCUAGGCUGGAAGGUCGGCAUUGAAGCACUAAAAGCGUGCGAUUCCGCGGGCUGCGCGAACCUGAAGAACCUGUACAAGCGCUUCAUCACGGAGACGGGAUAUAUCUCGGAGAACAACUCGCCGCCCAGACCGCGCGGGAGGCCGAGGAAGUAUGCGGAGAUGUCGAGGGUGUUUGGGGAGGACUACCCAAAGGGCCUGCGGGAGCUGGUGACGGGUGCAGUGGAGGAGGUGAAGGCGCUUUUCUCGCCGUCCCUGGUGGGCGGCGGCGAUGGAGGGACGGCCGUCAAGGUUAAUAUUUGGUGUGUCAAGUGGAGAGUCCCGGGGGGAGAGGCGAGAGGGGGGAAGGGGCUGCCGGGGGAGGCGAAAAUGGGGGAGGGGUGCUUGAGCGAUUAUGCGGCGGGGUACUUUAUUGGCGCAGCAAACAGUCCUACGACGUCCAGCACCAGCUGCGAAGACUCCAAGACAGCCAAUGCUGUGGGCGAGGUGCCCAAGAUUGUCGACACGCUGGACAAAUACUUCCUCGUCGAUGACAUUUGCCCGAACCCUAAUCUUAGUGCAGUUGUUGUUAUCAAUUAA